AUGGGCAAGGACAAGGUCGAAAAGAAGGAGAAGCGCGCUGAGAAGAAGGAAAAGCGCUCCGAGAAGGACGGUGUGGCCAAGCCCAAGAAGGAAAAGAAGGAUAAGAAGGACAAGACCGUUCUCGCCGAUGCUGUUGAGAAGGAGAUCGCCGCUCAGAAUUCUGCCAACGAUGAUGUUGAGGCUGAUGUUGACGUCGAGAUGGCUAUUGACCGCCCCGUCGGUGCUCUCGUGCCUUUCGCCAACCCAUUGGUUGAGGACAAGCAGGCCAAGAAGGUGCUCAAGAGUGUGAAGAAGGCUGCCGUUAACAAGUCGCUCAAGCGCGGUGUCAAGGAAGUCGUCAAGGCCCUCCGCAAGUCCCCCAUUCCCGCUGCCAACGCUACCAUCGAGGUUCCCAGCGGUGUUGUCAUUCUCGCUGCCGACAUCUCCCCCAUGGACGUCAUCUCCCACAUCCCCGUUCUGUGCGAAGACCAUGGCAUUCCCUACGUCUUCGUUACCUCUCGCGCCGAGCUCGGUGCCUCUGCAGCCACCAAGCGCCCAACCAGUGUCGUCAUGGUGACCCCCAAGGCUGGCAAGAAGGGCAAGAAGGACCUUGAGGCCGAGACCGAUGGCGAGGACUUCACCAAGACCUUCGAGGAGCUUGCCAAGCUCGCCGAAAAGGAGAACAAGAAGGUUUCCGCUUAA
Messenger RNA from Penicillium angulare, 681 nucleotides. RefSeq lists its product as uncharacterized. The coding region runs from base 1 to 681 and encodes 226 amino acids. Gene Ontology annotation, molecular function: box H/ACA snoRNA binding. Gene Ontology annotation, biological process: snRNA pseudouridine synthesis; rRNA pseudouridine synthesis; ribosome biogenesis. Gene Ontology annotation, cellular component: box H/ACA snoRNP complex. The record is from RefSeq and is a predicted model, not a curated record. The transcript has 2 exons. NCBI's taxonomy places the organism in Eukaryota, Fungi, Ascomycota, Eurotiomycetes, Eurotiales, Aspergillaceae.